Molecule: messenger RNA, 1353 nt
Organism: Mucor velutinosus
Lineage: Eukaryota; Fungi; Mucoromycota; Mucoromycetes; Mucorales; Mucoraceae
Product: glycogen synthase kinase 3
Exons: 4
Coding region: 1-1353 (450 amino acids)
Biological process (GO): endoplasmic reticulum unfolded protein response; retrograde protein transport, ER to cytosol
Cellular component (GO): endoplasmic reticulum lumen
Source: RefSeq, a predicted model, not a curated record
AUGGCUAUCGUGGCCAAAUUUCUGACUAUUGCUUUGGCUCUCAACUUGGUCCAAUCUUCGUUGCAAUCGUAUUUCAUUCAGGAUGACAUAUUGGCAUUUCCUCGCUAUAAAGUAGUGGUAACAAGAGAGAAAGUCUCCAAUACAGAUGUAAGCUUAAAGCACGUCGAGGCAUCAUCAAAUACCAUCAUGAUGACAUCUUCGUUAGGACAACCCUUUUCUUGCAUCAUUCCAGACGUUCAGGUAGAGCAAGAGCGUUUAGAACGAGAGAAGGAGGAAAGCACACAAGACGAAACCGAACAAGAUGUCAACAAAAUCAUAGAAAAGGGUUUGGAAUUGCUAGAACCCAUUGGAUCCAACUGUAUUCGCUUUUUUACCAGCACACAUCAGUAUUGGGCAUACGAGUAUUGUCAUAAUCAAUAUGUGCGUCAAUUUCACGUUGAGCGCUCUCAUGACGGUAAAGUAGAAAAGGAGCAAGAAACAGCUUCCUUCUUUUUAGGUCUUUAUCCUGGCCUAUCUAAAGAGAGUUUGAUCAAUGCUGACAAGAAAGCGGUGGCUGCAACAACAAAGAAAGAUCAUGCAAGAGUAAAGACAGAAUUGAAAAAGAAUGGAGAUCAGCGCUAUUUGGUUCAAAAGUGGGGCGAUGGUUCAAGAUGUGAUUUAACAGAGAAACCUCGUACCAUCGAGGUUCAGUACCAUUGCGAUCUUCAGGGCCAAGAUCGUGUUUCUAGCUUUGUCGAAUUAUCCACAUGCAACUAUCAAAUCAUUAUAUCCACACCUCGUUUAUGCGAAGAUAUGAAUUUGUCGCAUCGACACCACAUUGAACCUCAUAAAAUCAAAUGUCGACCUGUAGUAUCUGAUCAAUUACUCGAGCAAGAGCAACAACAACAACAACAACAACAACAACAACAACAACAACAACAACAACAACAACAACAGGAAAGAGAAAGAGAAAGAGAGCGGGAAGGGGAGCAAAUCAGUAACGAUAAACAUCAACCAUUGGCAAAAGCAGAACAUCAACCUCAACAAGCAGAUGAACAGGAGGCCAGCGAUCGCACUGACAAAGUAUUACUAAACAUGAUAUCCGACUUGACAGAGCAAAUCAAUCAGCUCAAGCUUCAAAUGAACGCCAUGCCUGCCGAUGCCCCCCACAUCCGACCUGAUUUUUCCUUCUUUACAUUAGAUGAUCAAGGCAACGUAAUUCCAGGGGUCGACCUUGCCAAACUAUUUGCUACAGCUAAACAGCAGCAACAACCGCAAAAGCAGCAUAACACAGCCAAUACCGAGAAGAAGCAGCCAGCAAAAGAUCAACAUGAAAACAAGCAAGCAUACCAACAAAAGUACAUUGCUGCUUGA